GGCCGGCGGGUUGAGCACAUGAAUACAUUAAAUUUCGAGCCAUCUGAUUGGUUGUUGCGCGAUCCUCUACGAAUGGUAUAAAUAGCUUGACACGGCGUGUAAUUAUCAUUCAUUCGUUUUACUCACGUUACACCAACCACUCAACAAUCCAAGAUGUCUGGACGUGGAGGAAAAGGAGGAAAAGCACGCAACAAGGCAAAGAGCCGUUCAGCUCGAGCAGGACUUCAGUUCCCAGUAGGCCGUGUCCAUCGCUUCCUUCGCAAGGGAAAUUAUGCUUCCCGUGUUGGCGCCGGAGCCCCAGUUUACAUGGCUGCAGUUCUUGAAUAUCUCGCAGCUGAGAUCCUCGAGUUGGCUGGCAACGCCGCACGCGACAACAAGAAGUCCCGUAUCAUCCCCCGUCACUUGCAGCUGGCUGUCCGUAACGACGAGGAGUUGAACAAGCUGCUUAGCGGAGUCACCAUCGCACAGGGAGGUGUUCUGCCCAACAUCCAGGCCGUGCUUCUCCCCAAGAAGUCUGCUGCUGCCAAGAAGGGUGGAAAGAGCAGCCAGAGCCAGGAAUAUUAAUUUUCCUGUGCCCAAGCACCAUCAUCAAAUCGGCCCUUUUAAGGGCCAUCACAUUUUCAAGAAAGAACAAAUCGAAUAUAUCUCUUUAAAAAAGUUUUAUUGUAUUUUUUUUAUUAAAUGAGGAAAUACCGGAGACACGGUUGAGUGGGAGUUUUCCGAGUAGGGUCAGGGAGGGGCUUCAUGAUAAAUUAGGCCUAGAAGUAGAACUAUGCCAAUAAACUAAAAGUAAACCCAAGAUUAAAGAAUAAGAUUAACAGUUUGCAUUCCUAGGCCAUUUUGGCUUCAUGAUUGCAAGGAAUGGUGCCUGGGAUAGCUAGGGGCAGGGCUCCAGUCUGAUGUCCCCUCUCAAAUUUUGUAGAUUUAUCUGCAUGAGCGGCCACAUAAAAAAUGCAUUUUUUUAACCAAGUCUGGGUUUUAGUUUACUGCCCCUCAUACUGAACAAAUAAGGGGAUAGAAGAUUAAAAAGGAGAAAUAAAUUUUCAGAAAGUGACAUUCGGAUGAUGGAAUCGGAGGGGCAUGGAUCCCCCCCCCUUAAAAAACUACUUUAAAGCCGAUGUGUGGAAAAAAUAUGUGAUUUAUAUUUUUUUGCUCGCUUGCAGCUUUUCAGAAACAUUGCCACAACGAAAUGCUAUACGAUGUCUGGCCCCUCAAGUUUUUUUUGUUGCUUUAUUUAUUAUGCCACUGCCCCCAUUUUUAUAUCAACUUCUGAGCAACCACGGAGGGUGUUGGGCCUGGACCGGAGUCAACCUUUUUAGGGUCGGCUUUUCUCCUUGAUUUUUUUUUUUGGGGGGGGAUGAGGCGCCCCUAUAAUGAGCGUUCCGAGCAGUAAACACAAUUGCACGGGCCUGGGAGUGAUAUAGCCCCCAUUAGAGAGCUGGAAACUAAUUUUUGAAAAGAGCACUAAAAAUUAUUCAUUGCAAUUAUAAAGUUUAUCAAAUUUAGCAGACUGAAUGAUAAAGCUGUAACAGUAUUUAUUUAUUGUAUUAUUUUGGAGGGGGGCUGAUUCCGAAAUGCUACAUAAUGGUGCUAGUAGAUGACAGCUAAUUUGACAAUGAAGAUGGGCCGGAAAAUCGGACAAUAAACUAUGGUUACAAAAAUCAACUGCCAAGAAACGAAAUGAAAUAUGGAUAUGCGUUUAUAUAAAAAC
Lytechinus variegatus (green sea urchin) is the source of this 1711-nucleotide messenger RNA. Its product is annotated as late histone H2A.L3-like. Lineage: Eukaryota; Metazoa; Echinodermata; Echinoidea; Temnopleuroida; Toxopneustidae. Gene Ontology annotation, molecular function: DNA binding; structural constituent of chromatin; protein heterodimerization activity. The record is from RefSeq and is a predicted model, not a curated record. Bases 154 to 564 code for a protein of 136 amino acids. The transcript has a single exon. Gene Ontology annotation, cellular component: nucleosome.